AUGCGGUAUGUGGAUGUGGAGAGGAUUAACGAGGAGACUGAGGUGGAGACUCGAUCGGACUCGGAGACGGACACUGAGUCGGAAUCGCUGUUGUCGUCCCUGUCGGAUUCCGAUGCCUUGGACGAAUCCUCUCGGCGGCAUCGGCACCGGCGACGGAAGGAGAGGAGUGGUUCUAGGAGGAGAGAGGGGAGCAGCGGCGGUAGCAGUAGUAGUGGUAGGAAGAAGGAGAGAGGAUGCAUGGAUAGAGAGAAGGAGCGGAGGAGGUCGAGGAAGGAUGAGAAGAGGAGUGGCAGGAGGAGCGCUCGCGAUGGAUCUUCUGGUGGUUCCAAUUCAGAGACGGAGAGAGUUCGCGUUGAUCCGAAAUCGGUUCUGAAGCGACCAUGA
Messenger RNA from Eucalyptus grandis, 384 nucleotides. RefSeq names its product protamine-like. NCBI's taxonomy places the organism in Eukaryota, Viridiplantae, Streptophyta, Magnoliopsida, Myrtales, Myrtaceae. The coding region runs from base 1 to 384 and encodes 127 amino acids. The transcript has 2 exons. The record is from RefSeq and is a predicted model, not a curated record.